Molecule: messenger RNA, 6340 nt
Organism: Sciurus carolinensis (gray squirrel)
Lineage: Eukaryota; Metazoa; Chordata; Mammalia; Rodentia; Sciuridae
Gene: Pcif1
Product: phosphorylated CTD interacting factor 1
Cellular component (GO): nucleus
Molecular function (GO): mRNA (2'-O-methyladenosine-N6-)-methyltransferase activity; RNA polymerase II C-terminal domain binding
Source: RefSeq, a predicted model, not a curated record
GAAGGGGAGGGGGUCAGAAACAAGGAAGGUCUGAGAAGCCAGCCGACCCUGCCACACUCAAGAUGGCGGCACGGCCGUGGCGAGGUCCCUCAGAGGCGGUACCAGCGCAUGCGCAGCGCGGAGUCCCGGCCCGGGACACAAGAUGGCGGCAGCGGCGCUGGGGAGGGCGAGGCGGAGGCGGCAAAACGGGAGGUCGAGCAGAACGUGUAGCCGCAUCUCCUUCAGUCCGCUCCGGGCAGUUGCUGAUACAAGGAGUUCCUUGAACCCCUGUCCACUCCACUGCUGACCAGUCUACCCACCUGUGCUGAGCCUUCCUGUGCUGCAGGCCUCCCCUAACCUCUGUGGGACCCUGUGACGUGGGGGUCAGUCCAGCUGCAGAAGAAAACCCUCUCAUGCUAGCGUUGCAGACCCCAGAGGGUCCCGUGUGGGUGCUGAGAUGGCCAAUGAGAAUCACGGCAGCCCCCGGGAGGAAGCAUCCCUACUGAGUCACUCCCCAGGCACCUCCACCCAGAGCCAGCCCUGUUCUCCAAAGCCAGUCCGCCUGGUACAGGACCUCCCAGAGGAGCUGGUGCAUGCGGGCUGGGAGAAGUGCUGGAGCCGGAGGGAGAACCGUCCCUACUACUUCAACCGAUUCACCAACCAGUCCCUGUGGGAGAUGCCCGUGCUGGGCCAGCACGAUGUGAUUUCGGACCCUUUGGGGCUGAAUGCGACCCCACUGCCCCAAGAUUCAAGCUUGGUGGAAACCCCCCCGCCUGAGAACAAGCCCAGAAAGCGGCAGCUCUCGGAAGAGCAGCCAAGCGGCAAUGGUGUGAAGAAGCCCAAGAUUGAAAUUCCUGUGACACUCACAGGCCAGUCAGUGCCCAGCUCCCCCAGCGUCCCAGGGACUCCAACGCUGAAGAUUUGGGGUGCAUCCCCUGAAGAUAAACAGCAAGCAGCUCUCCUUCGACCCACUGAGGUGUACUGGGACCUGGACAUCCAGACCAACGCUGUCAUCAAGCACCGAGGACCUUCCGAGGUGUUGCCACCGCAUCCUGAAGUGGAGCUGUUCCGCUCCCAGCUCAUCCUGAAAUUGCGGCAGCACUAUAGGGAGCUGUGCCAGCAGCGAGAGGGUAUUGAGCCUCCACGGGAAUCUUUCAACCGUUGGAUGCUGGAGCGCAAGGUGGUGGACAAAGGAUCUGACCCCCUGUUGCCAAGCAACUGUGAACCAGUUGUAUCACCUUCCAUGUUUCGUGAAAUCAUGAAUGACAUUCCCAUCAGGUUAUCCCGAAUCAAGUUCCGGGAGGAAGCCAAGCGCCUGCUCUUUAAAUAUGCAGAGGCUGCCAGGCGGCUCAUUGAGUCCAGGAGUGCAUCCCCUGACAGCAGGAAGGUGGUCAAGUGGAACGUGGAAGAUACUUUUAGCUGGCUUCGGAAAGACCACUCGGCCUCCAAGGAGGACUACAUGGACCGCCUGGAACACCUGCGGAGGCAGUGUGGCCCCCACGUCUCAGCAGCAGCCAAGGACUCUGUAGAAGGCAUCUGCAGUAAGAUCUAUCACAUCUCCCUGGAGUAUGUCAAGCGGAUCCGAGAGAAGCAUCUUGCCAUCCUCAAGGAGAACAACAUCCCAGAGGAGGUAGAGACCUCUGAGGUGGAGCCCCGCCUGGUGUACUGUUACCCAGUGACUGCCGUGUCCGCACCCCCCAUGCCCAGUGUGGAGAUGCACAUGGAGAACAACGUGGUCUGCAUCCGGUAUAAGGGAGAGAUGGUCAAGGUCAGCCGCAACUACUUCAGCAAGCUGUGGCUCCUUUACCGCUAUAGCUGCAUUGAUGACUCUGCCUUUGAGAGGUUCCUGCCCAGGGUCUGGUGUCUUCUCCGACGGUACCAGAUGAUGUUUGGCGUGGGCCUCUACGAGGGGACUGGCCUGCAGGGAUCACUGCCCGUGCACGUCUUUGAGGCCCUCCACCGACUCUUCGGCGUCAGCUUCGAGUGCUUUGCCUCACCCCUCAACUGCUACUUCCGCCAGUACUGUUCUGCCUUUCCUGACACAGAUGGCUACUUUGGCUCUCGCGGGCCCUGCCUGGACUUUGCCCCACUGAGUGGUUCCUUUGAGGCCAACCCUCCAUUCUGCGAGGAGCUCAUGGAUGCCAUGGUCUCUCACUUCGAGAAACUGCUGGAGAGCUCACCAGAGCCCCUGUCCUUCAUCGUGUUUAUCCCUGAGUGGCGGGAACCCCCCACACCAGCGCUCACCCGAAUGGAGCAGAGCCACUUCAAACGCCACCAGCUGAUCCUGCCUGCCUUUGAGCAUGAGUACCGCAGUGGCUCCCAGCACAUCUGCAAGAAGGAGGAGAUGCACUACAAGGCCCUGCACAACACAGCCGUGCUGUUCCUGCAGAACGACCCUGGCUUCGCCAAGUGGGGGCCCACGCCUGAGCGGCUGCAGGAGCUGAGCGCAGCCUAUCGGCAGUCAGGCCGAAGCCACGGCUCCAGCUCUUCCUCCUCUUCCUCCUCCUCGGAGGCCAAGGACCGGGACUCAGGCCGAGAGCAGGGCCCUAGUCGCGAGCCUCACCCCACUUAACAUACCCUGCGGGGAGGAGGAGCCCCAGGGGUGCUGGUAUGGACUGCUGGGACUCGGGCCUCUGGAGGCUGAGCAGACCCCAGGGACUGCCCCUGGGGUGGCAGCAGGACUUGGGCUGCCAAUGACAUAGGAAUAUUGUGGCUCUGCCAGGGCUCCCCUCCCUGCCCCAUCCCCACUGCCCGCCUCAGACUCACUCCAAGUCCCUUGUAAAUAGGCCCAAUGCCUUCCCACCCCCACGCUGCCCCGUGGGCGCCUUGUUUCAUUUGUAAAAGAAAAUACAGAACCCCCCUUCCCCAAGAACUUGUGAGGGUCUUGAGGACAGAGAAGGCUGAGAACCUGGAGCUACUUCUGGGACCAAUUCCCUUUCCCACCCAGGCUCACCUUCUUGUGACCCCUGGGCCUUCACACCCCAUCCAGGGACACAACUGGUCCCUGGUGGUCUCCACCUUGCUUAGCAGGUUGGAAGAGCCCAGAGCCUGCACUGUCUAGCUCGAAACCCCAUGGCUGGGCCUGCCCAGAUGCCUCUGGGCAGCUAUGCUUUAUGCCCAGGCCAAAAGCCACUUGCUGGUCCUGGGGCCACCCUGUGAGGGGGCAGCUGUAUGUUUCAUUACAGUCGAAGCCUAGAACCAAGUGCAGCUUCAGAUCUCCCACAGCCCUCAGGAUGAGGUGCCUGCUCUGAGGGCCUCUGGGCAGAGCCCAGGGGAGGAAGGCAGGGACUGAGGUGCUCAGCAGGGCUCCCUCCAGCUUGCCCUCUCCUGCGAUCAGGCAUCUGCAGCGAGGGGUCUGCCCUGUGGUGGGACCACCGUACUUACAGAGGCAGGGCCAGCUGCACUUCGGGGCCAGGCAGCCUCCACCUCACUCUCCCACCUGUGGUGGGCUCUUCAACCGGCGCCUGCCUUCUGCUUCCUUGUCCUUGCUUGGUUCAGACUGUUAGCGGUGGACAAAAUAAGAUGGCCAGGGCUGGACUCUGGUCCCUUUAUUGAGACUGAGGGAUCAGUGGGUCCAUCCAAACAAAAAUAAAAUUUCUCUCCCAAAGCCUGCCUGCAGGCUGGGGCACCCAGCAUGUCCUGGCUGGGGUCCACGGCUGCCUCCCAACCCUGACAACACAGGUCUGGCUCUCUUGGGGUGACAGGAUGCUGGCUGCCCAGUAUCUAGAGACCCUAAGUGGGAUAGGGAGGUGUGUCCCCCCACCCCAGGAGAGCUGGCCCCGAUAUCCAUGAUCUGCGUUGGGCCCUUGGGCUCAGUCAUCGGCCAGGGUGAUGACGUCGUACUCGAUGCCCUGGUGCUGCAGCUGUUGCACGUGUUCAGGCACUGCUUCCUCUGUGCCAAACAGGCCCUGCGCUUGGGCCAUGGCAGCAUCAGCCACCGCUGCCAGGGGAGGGGAAAGCAUGGUGAGCCCAAGGCCCCAGAACUAUAUGCAUGGCCCCAGCCCCCGUGAUCCAGCCCCGUACCUGUGACAGCAGAGUGUGCUGCAGCCUCAAGCUGCGCUUGUGUGACCAGCUGCUGGCCCGGGGAUACAGGCACAUACUGGAUCUGGAGGGGGAGAAGUUGAUGACAUGGGGCCCUGGGGAAGUGCUCCAUGCCCCAGCUCCGUCUAGUCCCUCGGGGCCCUACCUGGGACUCCUGGAGGAAUGGGGCUCCUUGUUCGUACUGGAUGUGUGUGAUCUGGCCCUCCUGUACCUGGAGAGAGGAAGUGGACCAUGAUCCCCAGAAGGAGGUCGUACAGCCUUCCUCCUGCACCCCCCCUCACGCCAGGCCUGGCCUACCUGGAUGUGGUGGCCAUCAGGGACCACAACAUAUUCCUGGGGCAGCAGGUGCUGGACACCAUCCUGAGAGAUGAUAUACUGCACCUAAAGAAGGGUGGGAGGAGGCAGAUAAGAGGGUCCCCUCACCAGAAGCUCAGCUGGGAAGGCAGUGGAGGACCAGGGACAUCCAUGGCAGCUGUACGCGUGGACCACGGGAGUGAUGGUGUGGAAAGUACUGCUGCUCCCUCGAGGUGGGGGAGAGCAUGGUAGGGAGGGCAUAGCAAGAGGUCAGGACGGGGUGAGUAGUAGCUCACCUGGUUGUCAGAGGUCACCAGGUGCUGUACCGUCUGACCAUCUGCUGUGGUGAUCUCUUGGAUAUAGGUGGCUUCCUCCUGCCAAGACCAAGCCAGCUCUAGCCUCAGCUCUUAUCUUCCCCCAUCCUGUCCGUGACUUGCCAGCAUGGCUGUUGGCCCUGGCUCUUACCUGAUUGGCCACUGUCUGUUCCUGGGCCACAAUAAUGUGUUCCUGGCCCAGGGCCUGCUGUAGCCUCUCUGGGCCCAGGACCCCAUGACUGGACUGGAGGGCAGCUAGGCAGAGAGAGGAAGGUGCUCACCAAGGGGUUCUAGGGAUACCUAGAACAUCCUGCCCCGAGAUGCCUCCUGGGACAGUGGCUCAAGUCUCUGGACCCACCCUGGUGCCCACCCUGUGGUCCCAGGAGCCACUCACUGUGUAGCGUAGCCAGUGUCUCAUCGUCACUAUUCAGGAUGAUGGUCUGGGUGGGGGUCUGGGCUGGGGUCCGGACUGCAGGGGUGCCUGACUUCCUCCCAUCAGGACUGUGCAGUCGCUGGAUGUGGAACUUGAGGUGCCCGUUACGGUUGAAACUGAAGAGGAAGCAAGGAGGCUCAGGCUGGCUCCACCGGGCGUGCCCAGCAGCCCUUGCCCAGCUGCACCUGGCCUCACCGCUGCCCGCAGAGGUGGCACGAGAAAGGCUUCUCGUUGGUGUGGGUCAGCAUGUGCCGCCGCAGGUCCUUCUUGUUCUUGGAGGCAAAGCUGCAUUGGCUGCACUGGUGGGGCCGCAGACUUGAGUGCUGUGCCAUGUGGGCCUGCAGAAGGGACAGUUGGGCACCACUAGGUCAGGAUAGGUGGCAACAAGCCCCCAGACCCUCAGCAGCAACUGGCAGGGAGCCGAGUGAACUGGAUUGGGGGAAACCAAAACCCCGUGCACUGUGAGGAGCUGUGUAGAAAGUACACACCAAAUCAAGACGGGAUGGCUGUGGCCCAAGAGAGGCCAGGUGCCACCAAUAGGUCACUUGGAAAACCCUGUCCCAGCUCUUUGCAAAUGUGACUUAACAGGUGCUGCAGGGGGGAACCUCUGACAGUCUAGGGCUUAGGCCUGCCUAGUUGGGCCUUGGUUUUCCCAUUUGGAGGGGGGCUGUGGGUCCUGGCCCCUCAAGUGAGCUCACUCACUAAGCAGUGCGGAUCGGAUCUGGAAGCUUGGAAUCCUCAGGCGAAUGUUGGUGUGGGCUAGGCAUGGGGCACACCCGUCAUCCCAGCAACUUGGGAGACUGAGGCAGGAGGAUGGAGGCCCAUCUCAGCAACUUAGACCCUAAGCAAAUCACUGAGACAUUGUCUCAAAAAAUAAAAAGGGCUGGGGAGUGAACUCAGUGGUAAAGUGCCCUGGGCUCAGUCUCUAGUACUGAGGGAAAAAAGAAGUUGUUCGGCUUCACCAAGAGAUGGACCUGGAAGCUGCCCAUGGGGUGCACAGCUCAAGUUCUCUACCCACACUGCACACUGCCACCCUCUGUACCUUCGUUCACGUAGACCCGGCUCCCCCACCUUCUGUCCCCAGCACCCAGGUUCACUGUCUGCACUGUGCUGUGCUCUCUCGCCUCACUUGCUUCUCACUGGGGACGGUAUCUGGCCUUACUUAGGUCUUCUUGGCCUCCCACCAUACUGAGCUCCCUAAGAGCUGGGACCUUGCUGAAUCACCUCUGACUCCAGAGGGGAGCAGAGGACCUGGUUUGAGGGCUUGCUCAAUAAAGGA